Molecule: messenger RNA, 3130 nt
Organism: Microplitis mediator
Lineage: Eukaryota; Metazoa; Arthropoda; Insecta; Hymenoptera; Braconidae
Gene: ago
Product: F-box/WD repeat-containing protein 7
Exons: 9
Coding region: 541-2595 (684 amino acids)
Biological process (GO): proteasome-mediated ubiquitin-dependent protein catabolic process; ubiquitin recycling
Cellular component (GO): nucleus; cytoplasm
Molecular function (GO): ubiquitin binding
Source: RefSeq, a predicted model, not a curated record
UCUUGGGUUUGGGUUACUGUUGCUGCACGAUCCAGCAAUCUCGCUGGUUUCGGAGCACGUCGGGAAAAAUAUAUACAUAAAACUUCAUAUAUAUACAUAUAAAUACAUUACAUAUUUAUUAUAUCCAUACACCAGCUGCUUAUCCGGUCAAUUUUAGUUUUUUUAAAUAAUUAAUUAAAGUAAUAAUCAAUGUGUUAAAUUAAUCCGAUAAAUAUUUAUUCAGCACUCGUAGAUUUAAAGUUAUCUAAGAAAAAAAAAAUUAUUUAUCAGUAAUCAAUCGCAAAUAAUAAUAAGUAUAAACAAAUAAUAUUUUUUAUAUUAAUAAACAAAAUAUAUAUUUAUUAAAAAAUUUUUACUGAUACAUUGAACGAUCUCACUUCGCCUCUUUCGGAUAAUCCUCGCACCUGCCGUCUUCAUUUUUAUAUAUAAUAUAUAGUACCGUAGCUGCCAAAAAUCUAAAAGUGAGUUUUGCCUUAAGAAAAUCUGGACUCUAAUUAAAUUUAAUUAAUUUAGCAAGACCACGGGUCCUAUGAUACAGUGAUGUCAGAACCCUCAUCCUCAUUGUCUACAUCCUCGUCACCGUCCACGUCAUUGUCAUCGUCAAAAGUUAUUGAAGGCGACAAACCAAGUGGGAGUAGUCCAAGUCCUGUUGAAGGUAUUCCUGGUCCUAGUAAUGUUGAAAUUGCAAGCUGUCUAUUAUCAAAAGCUGAUUCAGAAGAAUUCUAUGAGGCUGAGGAGGCUGGAGAGGAUGAGAGCAGUGAAGAAGAAAGUGAAAUCAGCGACAAUGGAUUGUUCUGUGAUGCGGAUUGUGAAGAUGAGGUAGCAGUAGAUGAGGAUGAAUUAGUGACAAAUACUGAUACUGAUCCAGAUGUACAGAAAUCGAUAAAUAAUCUUCCUACCCCAGAUGUUAUGUACAGACUUGUACCUAUAACUGACACUGCCGUUGAACCUCAUCCUUCUGAUGACGUAUCUAAAUGUAUACCAUUGAAACUUUUUCAGCCGGUCAGAAAAAGAAAAAGUGAAACGCAAUUUAUUAGUUUGCCAUGUAAAAAAAUUAAUCCAGAGGAUAAGACUAACAAUAUUAUGAUAACUAAGAAACUAGAUGAUAAAGGAAAACAUGUGAGAUUUGUUAUUCCAACGAGAGCUAAUCCACCACCGGAAAUGAGCAGCUGGUUACUUCAGUUUCAAAAAUGGACAAAUGCUGAAAGAAUGUUAGCAAUUGAUGAAUUAAUAGAGCGCUGUGAGCCAACGCAAGUCCGACACAUGAUGCAAGUCAUCGAGCCACAAUUUCAACGGGAUUUUAUAUCACUGUUACCAAAAGAACUGGCACUGUCUGUUCUAGCAUUUUUAGAUCCCCAUGAUUUGUUACGCGCCGCUCAGACAUGCAGAAACUGGCGAUUUCUUGCCGACGACAAUUUGCUCUGGAAAGAAAAAUGCCGAUCUGUGGGUAUUGAUGAUCUUAGAGAUGUAUCAUUUACAAAACGUAAAAGCAAUCGUAGUAAUGGCAUUUGUAGUUCUCCUUGGAAACAAGCUUACAUGCGUCAAUAUAGUAUUAAAAUGAACUGGAGAACUAAACCAAUAAGACCGCCAAAGGUUCUUAAAGGGCAUGAUGAUCAUGUUAUUACAUGUCUACAAUUUUCUGGUAAUCGUAUAGUUAGUGGGUCUGAUGAUAACACUCUUAAAGUUUGGUCAGCAGUUACAGGAAAGUGCCUAAGGACACUAGUGGGUCAUACAGGAGGUGUUUGGUCCUCACAAAUGUCUGGUACAACAGUGAUAAGCGGUAGUACGGACCGUACAUUAAAAGUAUGGAACGCAGAUACGGGUCAGUGCAUUCAUACCCUGUAUGGUCAUACGUCAACAGUUAGAUGUAUGCACCUUCAUGGUAACAAAGUCGUAAGCGGUAGCAGAGAUGCGACACUGAGGGUGUGGCAAGUUGACACAGGCGAGUGUUUACACGUUCUCGUUGGACACUUGGCUGCUGUAAGAUGCGUGCAAUAUGAUGGUAAAUUAGUCGUCAGCGGUGCUUACGAUUACUUGGUUAAAGUAUGGAAUCCUGAACGUGAGGAAUGUCUGCACACACUUCAGGGUCACACUAAUCGUGUUUAUUCACUUCAGUUUGAUGGAAUUCAUGUUGUAAGUGGAUCAUUGGACACGAGUAUAAGAGUAUGGGAAGUUGAAACUGGAGCGUGUCGUCACACAUUAAUAGGCCACCAAUCGCUUACAUCGGGCAUGGAAUUACGUAAUAAUAUUUUAGUGUCUGGUAAUGCUGAUUCAACAGUUAAAGUCUGGGAUAUUGUAAACGGUCAUUGUUUGCAAACAUUAUCUGGGCCUAAUAAGCAUCAAUCGGCCGUUACUUGCCUUCAGUUUAAUAGUCAUUUUGUUAUAACGUCUUCGGACGAUGGUACUGUGAAAUUGUGGGAUGUUAAGACUGGUGAUUUUAUAAGGAAUCUCGUGGCUUUAGAAAGCGGUGGAAGUGGUGGAGUCGUAUGGAGAAUUCGUGCGAGUGAUACAAAGCUUGUUUGCGCUGUUGGAAGUCGUAAUGGUACCGAAGAAACAAAGCUUCUUGUCCUCGAUUUCGAUGUUGAGGCUAAAUAAUUACCUCAUUGUCCGUCGAACCACCUCGUGCCUCGGCUCGUCACGGUAUUUAAAGAAAAAAUAAUUAAAAUAAAUAUUAAAAUAAUAAUAUUGAUAAUAACAAUGAUAAUGGUAAUGAUAAUAAUCAUAAUGAUCAAUUGAUCAUGCAUACUAAUAAUAAUGAUGAUGAUGAUGAUGAUGAUGAAGAAGAUUAAUAAUACUUCUGUAUAUAAAGUUGCGCAACACAAAAAAAUAAAAUAAAAACAUAACAAUCUGUACAAUGUAUCGUAUUAUUAAAUAUGGUCUGAUUGUGAUAAGACUGCAUGUUAAUUUUUUAAAAAAUGAAAUAUGUGAACAAUCGUAAUAACUAUAUUGAUUACAAUAAGAUCAUUUUUUCGGAAAAUAAUAAAUAAGAAUUGUGUAAAGGCUUUAAAAGAAUGAGUGUGUUAGCAUGAGUUCUCUAGCAGACAUCAGACAAAUUUAAAAUUAAUUAUAGAGUAAAUAACAGAUAAAAUAAAAUUUGAAAAAAAUGCGCAUUUAAAAAAUUUGAAAAUUA